Messenger RNA from Raphanus sativus (radish), 1315 nucleotides. Its product is annotated as meiotic recombination protein SPO11-2. Gene Ontology annotation, biological process: meiotic DNA double-strand break formation; meiotic DNA double-strand break processing; reciprocal meiotic recombination. Lineage: Eukaryota; Viridiplantae; Streptophyta; Magnoliopsida; Brassicales; Brassicaceae. Gene Ontology annotation, cellular component: nuclear chromosome. The coding region runs from base 86 to 1315 and encodes 409 amino acids. The transcript has 10 exons. The record is from RefSeq and is a predicted model, not a curated record. Gene Ontology annotation, molecular function: ATP binding; DNA topoisomerase type II (double strand cut, ATP-hydrolyzing) activity; DNA binding.
CAUUCGUCAAAGCUAAAAACAUCGCGCGCCUCUCUUCCUCCUCCAAAAAAUUCAAAUCAGAGAAAGAAAAAAAAAAGAUCUGGAAAUGGAGGAAGAAGCAUCGAUGAAGUUCUUCUCGGAUCAAAACACCUCCUACGCUGAUAUCCUUCCUCCUCACGAAGCUCGUGCUAGAAUCGAAGUGUCUGUUCUCAAUCUCCUCAGAGUGUUGAAUUCUACAGAUCCAGCCAUCUCCGAUCUCUCUCUGAUCAAUAGGAAGAGAAGCAAUAGCUGCGUAAACAAAGGCAUACUCACAGACGUUUCGUACAUAUUCCUCUCUACUUCCUUUACCAAGAGCUCCUUGACCAAUGCUAAAACUGCCAAAGCUUUUGUGCGCGUGUGGAAAGUUAUGGAGAUGUGCUUUCAGAUUCUGCUUCAAGGAAAGCGAGUCACUCAAAGAGAGCUCUUCUAUAAACUGCUUUGUGAUUCGCCUGACUACUUUUCUUCUCAGCUUGAAGUCAACCGAAGCGUCCAAGAUGUGGUGGCACUUUUACGUUGCAGUAGAUUCAGUCUUGGGAUUAUGGCUUCUACCAGAGGCCUUGUUGCUGGAAGGUUAUCUCUACAAGAACCAGGUAAGGAAGCUGUAGACUGUUCAGCCUGUGGUUCUUCUGGGUUUCCUAUCUCAGGAGACUUGAAUUUGCUAGACAACACCAUCAUCACAAGCGAUGCUCGCUAUAUCAUUCUUGUCGAAAAGCAUGCGAUAUUUCAUCGGCUUGUGGAAGAUCGUGUGUUCAAUCACAUUCCUUGUGUGUUCGUUACUGCAAAAGGGUAUCCGGACAUUGCCACAAGGUUUUUCCUUCAUCGGAUGAGCAUAACAUUUCCUCAUCUCCCAAUUCUUGCUCUAGUAGAUUGGAAUCCAGCUGGGUUAGCUAUACUAUGCACCUUCAAGUUUGGAAGCGUAGGAAUGGGUCUUGAAGCUUACAGAUAUGGUAAAUCAAGACUGCAAUAUGAAGUGGAUGUAAUAAUGACAGUCAUCCAAGUCUCCUGUUCUGAUAGGCCUUUUGGUUUGUCUUUAGCUUGCAAUGUUAAGUGGAUUGGGCUGCGAGGAGAUGAUCUCAACCUGAUACCCCAAGAGUCUUUGGUUCCUCUUAAGCCAAAGGACUCGCAGAUUGCUAAAAGCUUAUUGUCCUCUAAAAUCUUGCAGGAAAACUACAGAGAGGAGUUGUCACUGAUGAUCGAAACUGGUAAGAGAGCUGAGAUAGAAGCACUGUAUUGCCAUGGUUAUAACUAUCUCGGGAAAUAUAUAGCCACCAAGAUCGUACAGGGCAAAUACAUAUAA